AUGGACGCCCUGCUGGCUCCGUUCUUCACUGUACUGGAGAAGUCGACUGAUAGGGUGAUGGUGAGUAAGGUGAAGGCAGGCGUGUUUGAGAGGUUACUGGAGAGUGGCAGUCAGUUGCUUGAGACGGUGAAGAAAGGGGACGAGAUGGAGAAGGGUAGUGCUGAGGAGAAGCUCGGGAAAAUUGGAUUGCUGUUUGGAUUCAGCAAGAGGUUCCUGGAUAUUGGUGCAAAGGCAGAGACGGUGCAAUCGAACCGGAAGGUGGUCUUUGGGUUGAGGGAUGCAUUUGUGAAGAUCGAGAAGGGUUUGCAGCUAUCUGGUCUUGAGAUCACUGUGCCUAAGUUUGAGGCUACUGAGGUGCCAGUGCCGCCAAAUGCAGGCGAGGAAAAGGCACAAAAGAAGAAGAAAAAGGCCAAGAAGGCUGCAUUGGCUGAAGGUGAGAUGGAGGAGGCCAAGGAUUUGAAGCGUGAGAAGAAGGGCAAGAAGGACAAGAAGGAGAAGAAAGAGAAGAAGAAAAGAGGAAGUACCGGUGCUCCUGUAGAUGACCAACAGAUGGGUGAUGGUACUGAUGGCAUUACAUUUGAUGAGACAUUAAAGUCCAAUCUUCAGAAGCAGUUUGAGAUGGCUGCAGCAGAAGCUGGUAUGCCCAAAGGGGGCAGCAGCUCAGGCGCUUCACCAGUGACACCAGCUAGUGGGAAAGUGGCAAGAAAGAGGAAGCGUUCAAAAUCUGCUGAUAAGCUGUCUGAAGCUUCUUAUGGGGAUGAUGGCAGCAAAGUGUUUGAGGCUGCCACCUUCGGCUACUCCAAGGGGAAGCGCACUAAAAAGGGCGCCCAGCCAGGGCCCAUAGCACCGACGCCCAUUGAAGAAGGCUAA
Molecule: messenger RNA, 870 nt
Organism: Miscanthus lutarioriparius
Lineage: Eukaryota; Viridiplantae; Streptophyta; Magnoliopsida; Poales; Poaceae
Source: the annotation of a GenBank genome assembly